Colletotrichum karsti is the source of this 1074-nucleotide messenger RNA. RefSeq names its product putative heterokaryon incompatibility protein. The record is from RefSeq and is a predicted model, not a curated record. Lineage: Eukaryota; Fungi; Ascomycota; Sordariomycetes; Glomerellales; Glomerellaceae. The transcript has a single exon. The coding region runs from base 1 to 1074 and encodes 357 amino acids.
AUGGACUGCACCGUCAUGGAUCUGGAGUUCUGGGGACAUUCUGUUGGACAUUGUCCCCUCAACAAGCGCGGAUGGGUUUUACAGGAGCGCCUUCUUUCUCCGCGAGUUCUCCAUUUUGGCCGCGACCAGCUUUUCUGGGAGUGUAGGGAGCAUGCGGCGGCCGAGUGCUACCCCGAAGCACUUCCGCGGCAACUGUGUAACGGCGUCGAUGCAAAGUUCAAGAGGCUUCACCCAAUAUCGAUCGACACAGGUUCGGCACCUCAGGGAGGAGAGACCGACGAUUCUUUGUUCUACUACAAAGUAUGGAACUCGAUCAUCCAGGCAUACUCGGAUACCCGCCUGACCAAGUCUCCGGAUAAGUUAAUCGCAUUAUCCGGAAUCGCGAAACACAUGGCUGUCCGAAUAAACGACAAGUACCUUGUUGGCAUGUGGAGGAGAUAUCUAGCUAGUAGUUUGCUGUGGGAAGUCGACAGCGAAAACCAGAUCGACGGCUCGCCCUCAGCUCGACCUCAACAAUACCGAGCCCCGUCUUUCUCGUGGGCUUCAGUGGACGGAAGAAUAGUGCCUGCCGCACCUUCUGAGUCAAAUUUGCUGAUCAAGGUGGUCGAGGUCCACAUUGACUACGUUUCAGAGGAUGAGAUGGGCCUAGUAAAGGGAGGCUACCUGGAUCUCAAAGGCUACCUGCGACCUUUGGAGAUUGUGGUCAAGUUCGUCGGCGAACUCCAGCAAAAUUUCAUACGAGUUCAUGGCAACAUUGUUCGGGCUAGCCAUAAGCAGGAGUGGGACAAUGGCCCUCUUGUGCGCCUGGAUAUCGGCCAGAAAAACUUCGACGAUGAAAACAAGGACGGGUCCCUAUUCUAUAUGCCCACACAGAGGCAAGAGACGCCUGAUGAUCACGUGUCGUAUCUGCUCUUGCUAUCAGUCAAAAAGUCUCCAAACACGUUUCGAAGGAUUGGGAUAGCGGCGACGGCUGAAGCUGAGGAGAUCGAAGUGUUGCAGGGCGUGAACUUCGGAAGUGCGCAUUCGGCCGAGCAGUUUAGUGAUCAUGGACUUCAGACUGUACGGAUCGUCUAA